UGUGCAAGCUCAUGGAUAUCGAAACCCGGUAGAGCCACCAGUGCCUGGAUUUCCUGCGGGCUGAGAGAUCUCAUGAAUGCCCUGCGUGGGAGAGCUCUGGCACUCAACAGGCUGCCCGCUGCUGCCAGAGCUUCUUUCAUUUUCACUUUUCUGCGCGCUUUUCUGUGCAGCUCCACCCGCGCUCCAGAAGCCCGUCCGUGGCGGAGGCUCCGGUUGUGUGUCCGCAGCAGCCUCUGGAAGGAGCCCCAGCUGCCCAGGCGGGAGCGCAGAGCUCGGGAACCGCAGCGCAGGAAACCCGGGGCUGGCGGCUGGAAGCUGCUCCGUGCUGCCGUGGGUGCUGAGGACAAGCUGCUGCCGUGGGCGCCGGGGACAAGCUGUUGCUGAUCCCCCUGUCAGCCGCAGAUGUCCCGGGAGCCGCGGCGGGCGCGGCAGCGCUGUGCCCCGCGGAUCCCGCAGGCCCGCGGCGGGCGGGCACAGCGCGCCGUGUUCGUGCUGCUGGGGCUCUGUGCCGGGGCUCUGCUCCUCGCCGGGCAGCCCCUCGUGCCCACCGCCCGCAGCCUCGCCUUCCACUUCGCCACCCUGCAGAUCGGGGAGCUGCUCAAGGGCGCCUGCUACCUGGCCGAGGAGAUCUUCCACCUCGACACCAGGUGAGCCAGCGGGGCUGGUUGCCUGCCUGGGUGAUCCUGGGACCACCCUGGGGACAAGCGUGUUGAACACUCGAGAUGUGAUGAGGCACCAUGGCAGCUUCUGGAGGGCCCUGAGCACCUGCUUCCCCCCACACUGGCACGGGCCCAUGCUGCUCGUCUGUGGCUCAGCCUACGUGGCUCUCUUUGGUGAUGGGCAGCAACUUGGCCUCCACCUCAUCCUGGCCAGUCUGUGCCAGCUCCUCCUCCUUGCCCUGGGGCUCCGGAAGCCCUCAGCAGUGGAGAUGUCUGAGAUGUCUGAGAGGUCCAAGCAGAACGUUGCUAAUGGGCUUGCCUGGUCCUUUUAUGUUGGGUACCUAAAAAUAGUCCUGCCACGGGUGAAAAAGUCCAUGGAGGAAUUCAGCAGAGCCAAUCCCAACCUGCCAGCAUGCAGAAAGACCUGGAAGCUCCACAUCUUGGUCCCUCUGAGCUGUGAUGUCUAUGAUGACCUGGAGAAAGCUGACAGCAAUAUCCAGUAUGUGACAGAGCUCACUGAAACCACCCUGGCCCGAGCUGGCAUCAAAAAGAGGGUCUACAAACACAGCCUCUAUGCAAUCACAGAUGAAGAAAACCAGCUCUGGCACUGUGCUGUGGAAUAUGCCACCCCACUGCAGACCCUGUAUGCCAUGUCCCAGGAUGAGUGUGCUGCCUUCAGCCGGGAGCAGCGCCUGGAGCAGGCCAAGCUUUUCUACAGGACCUUGGAGGAGAUCCUGAAAGGCUCCAAGGAGUGUGCAGAUACAUACAGGCUCAUUGCCUACGAGGAGCCAGAAGAAGCAGAGACCCACUUUUUGUCCAGAGAGAUCGUGUGGCACUUGCGGCAGGAGCAUCACGAGGAGAUUGCUGUGCUCGAGGGGAGCCACCCGCCCAGCCCAUCCACAACCCUGGACUCGGCAGAGCUCAACCUGCAGAUCAGUGUGUCAGACCUGCCACAGCCCCUGCGCACUGAUGGCUUCUGACACAGCCCCUCACUGCCCCUGGGGGUUUGGCUCACCCUUCCCCAGCCCCUUCCUCCUGGAGCAAGUGCUAUCCAUGGCUGCAACCCCCAGCUCCCAUCCAAACCUCCUGUGCACCACGGUUACUGGAGCAGCUGACUCAGCCCACAGCCCUGUGACAAGCUUCCCAUUUUCUUUGUUAUGUACAGCUCUGAUGUUCUUCUGUGGGUGUAUUGUUUUUUUUAUCUGUUUUAAUUUGUGUCAUAUAAAGCACUUUCCUCUCUGGGA
This is a messenger RNA of Serinus canaria (Common canary), 1903 nucleotides long. It is a transcript of the gene STING1, whose product is annotated as stimulator of interferon response cGAMP interactor 1. Gene Ontology annotation, biological process: defense response to virus; positive regulation of type I interferon production; autophagosome assembly. Gene Ontology annotation, cellular component: autophagosome; endoplasmic reticulum membrane. The record is from RefSeq and is a predicted model, not a curated record. The transcript is spliced from 7 exons. Gene Ontology annotation, molecular function: 2',3'-cyclic GMP-AMP binding; cyclic-di-GMP binding. The coding region runs from base 77 to 1639 and encodes 520 amino acids. NCBI's taxonomy places the organism in Eukaryota, Metazoa, Chordata, Aves, Passeriformes, Fringillidae.